Molecule: messenger RNA, 1548 nt
Organism: Schizosaccharomyces japonicus yFS275
Lineage: Eukaryota; Fungi; Ascomycota; Schizosaccharomycetes; Schizosaccharomycetales; Schizosaccharomycetaceae
Product: glycerophosphodiester transporter
Exons: 1
Coding region: 1-1548 (515 amino acids)
Biological process (GO): transmembrane transport
Cellular component (GO): membrane; plasma membrane
Molecular function (GO): transmembrane transporter activity
Source: RefSeq, a predicted model, not a curated record
AUGGCAGAACCCACUUCUCUAGGCAACACUGUUGGUAACGAGAAUGAUCAAUUGAAGAAAACAGCUGAUGAGUCUGUCAAUUAUAUUCGUGAAUCGGAAACAAUUGACUCUAAUGAAAACCCCGUGAAGAAAGGUGCCGAUGACAUUGUCAAAACUACUUCAGGAUUAAGUUUGGAUUCCACGGACAACCAUUCAGAGCUACGCAAAUUUGGCAUCGUUUUAGUUUGUGGUGUCGCUCUUGUUUCAGAUGGUUAUUGUGCCAAUACCAUUGGCGCGGUUAUUAGUAUUUUACGCAAACUCUAUCCUGCGGAAACAAAGCAUUCACAUGCAUUGCAAAAUGUGGGUAUGAUUGCAUACGUCGGCACUAUUGUCGGUCAAUUGUCGUUCGGUUAUGUUUCUGACCAAAUUGGUCGGAAACGAGGUAUGAUUGUUGCUACAGUUAUCUUAAUUGUCGCUACAGCUUUGUGCACCGGAGCGUACGGACCUCAUGGCAGCAUAGACGGAAUGAUCACAGCCCUAAUUGUUUACCGAUUCUUCCUUGGUGUUGGAAUUGGUGCCGAGUAUCCUUGUGGAUCUGUUGCAGCUUCCGAGUCAAGCGCAGAAAUGAAAAGUGGCCGUCGCCAUGCAGUGUUCAUUGCCGUCACCAACAGCGCAAUUGACGUCGGAUUUGUGGUUGGCGCCCUAGUCCCAUUCAUCCUGGCGUGUAUAUUUGGCGACGAACAUUUGAGAAUUGUUUGGAGAUUAUCUAUUGGCUUGGGUGCUAUAGUCCCUUUAUUUUUACUUUACUUUCGUUUACGUCUCAAGGAAUCGGGCUCAUACACAAAGAACCGUCUUCGAUACUCUCAAAUUCCCUGGGGAUUGGUCGUUCGUCAGUAUGGUUUGCGUCUGCUCGUUAUAUGUUUGGUCUGGUUUGUUUACGAUCUUUCUGCGUAUGCCUUUGGCUUAUAUUCGAGUACUAUCGUUGGAAAAGUGUUACCAUCAAAUGCAACAAUGGCACAGACCUUCGGCUGGUCUACGCUCAUUAAUAGUUUCUACCUUCCCGGAUCGCUGCUUGGUGCUUAUGGCUCGGAUAUUUUAGGUCCAAAAUAUUGUCUUAUCAUUGGUCUCACACUUCAAGGAAUAAUUGGCUUCUUCAUGUCCGGUUUUUAUAAUGGUCUUGUAAAGCACAUUGCUGGAUUUUGCAUCAUUUACGGUUUGUUUCUUACGCUGGGUGAAUUUGGACCUGGCAACAAUAUCGGACUGUUGGCUUCCAAAACAUCACCCGCGUCGUUUCGUGGUUUGUUUUAUGGAAUUGCUGCCGCUGUCGGAAAAUGCGGUGCAGUCGCUGGAAUUUAUGCCUUCGGAGGUGAUGCCGUCCGUACCUAUUUUUAUGCUGCAAGUGCAAUGGCUCUUUUCGUUGCUGUUCUCGCUUUUUUCUGUGUUCCAAAUGUCAGUCAAUCUUGCAUUCAAGACGAAGAUGCCCGCUUUGCGGAGCUGUGUAAGGAAAACGGUUAUGAUAUUUUUGACUUCCAGGAAGAAGUUCAAAUGAAUCAAUACGGAAAGGUUUAA